GGCAAUCACCUCCACAAAUUUACCCAAAAUCUCCAUUUCUCUGAUAUAUACAAACCUACAAUAGGUGUGACCAGUUACAGUGGUGAGUAUAAACUACAAUCCCUCCAGCCAGACUUUUUAAAGCCUUGAUUCUUGACUCUCACAAUCUCAUCCCAAAACUCAUGGCAUUGGCAAUUCAAAGCACUGAAAUUAGUGGUGAUGGAGGAGCUGGCACCAUAAGUCAGAUCAACUUUGCUGAAGGUAGCCAAGUUAAGUUCAUCAAGAACCGAGUGGACGAGCUUGAUGAAAAGAAUUUUUGGUUCAAAUACAGUUUGAUUGAAGGUGAUGGAAUGAUGGGCAAGCUUGAAAAUAUUACAUAUGAAGUUAAACUUGAGAGCACUGCAGAUGGUGGAAGCAUAAACAAGAUGACAAGCACUUAUUACACAAAGGGUGAUUUUGUGCUAACCGAAGAGGAAAUUAGGGCAGGCAAAGAGAAGGUCUUGGCUAUGUACAAAGUAGGGGAAGCCUAUCUUCUUCAGAAUCCUGAUGCUUAUGCUUAAUUGAUGGAUGGAGGUGAGAGUAUAUGGAGAUCUUGAAUGUUUCGGUGUGUUAAUUAAAAGACUCUUAAUUAGCUUUAAGCAUGAGUGUGGGUAUAAUUGCCUUAAUAAGGAUUGAAAUCCAUCCAUCUAUUAAUGCGGGUCUACUUGAAAUGUUUUCUCUUCCUUUAAUGUACAAUAGAAUUAUAUAUAUUACAAUCAAAAUUUAAGGGGUCAGAA
Gossypium arboreum is the source of this 755-nucleotide messenger RNA. RefSeq names its product major allergen Pru ar 1-like. Gene Ontology annotation, cellular component: nucleus; cytoplasm. The record is from RefSeq and is a predicted model, not a curated record. The transcript is spliced from 2 exons. Gene Ontology annotation, biological process: abscisic acid-activated signaling pathway; defense response. Gene Ontology annotation, molecular function: abscisic acid binding; signaling receptor activity; protein phosphatase inhibitor activity. The coding region runs from base 162 to 539 and encodes 125 amino acids. Lineage: Eukaryota; Viridiplantae; Streptophyta; Magnoliopsida; Malvales; Malvaceae.